AUGAUCGAUCUCUCAGACGCCGACCCCGAGCACAAGCUCGACGCAUCACCGUCGCCAGGCGACGUCCUCCCAGUGCCAGGCAAGCCCAUCAGAGUAGACUACAAGUCCAAAGACGUCGCCGUGCCGCCCGACUUCCUCGUCGCCGCGCCGCCAGACGCCGCCGGGCCCAUCACCAUCUCGCACGUCGACUGGGCGGCGACCCCGCUGCCCGAGCGCGAGGGCAUGUUCGCCUGCGUGCUCGACAACGUCGCCAGCCCGUCCGAGUGCGCGGCGCUGCUGCGGCUCGCCGAGUCGAGCGUGGCGGCCGACUACGAGGGCAAGAUCCGCGCCGGGGAAAGCUGGCAGCCGGCGCUCGUCAACGUCGGCGGCGGCUGGGAGGUGCUGGAGCCCGAGUACCGCAACAGCGACCGCAUCAUCUGGGACGACCAGGCCGUCGUGGACCGCCUGUGGGAGCGCUGCCUGCGGGCGCCGGGCCUGCGCGAGAGGCUCGCCGUCGUCGACGACGACGACGAGGUCGUGCUGGGCCCGUCGCCGUCGCGGAGGAAGAUGGUGCGGCGGUGGGAGAUGAGGGGCCUCAACAGGAGGAUGCGGUUCCUGAGGUACGGCGCGGAUCAGUUCUUUGCACCACAUUGUGAUGCCGCGUACAGAGAACCUGGAACCGACAAGGUAGUCCAGACGCUCUUCACGGUCCACCUGUAUCUGAACGAUUCGAAGCAGGCUGUCGGUGACAGCGCUGAGCUCGUCGGCGGUGCUACGUCCUUCCUGCCCUCCAACGGGUCGAGGAAGGUGGAUGUUGACCCCAAGGCCGGCCGUGUUCUCAUCUUCCAGCACCGUGGCCUCUAUCACUCUGGCGCAGUCGUUGAGAAGGGGCUCAAGUACACGAUGAGGUCGGACCUCUUGUACGAGCUUGUUGAGAGGGACGGGCAGGAGGAAGAGGCUCAGUAA
This is a messenger RNA of Thyridium curvatum, 945 nucleotides long. RefSeq lists its product as uncharacterized. Bases 1 to 945 code for a protein of 314 amino acids. Gene Ontology annotation, molecular function: L-ascorbic acid binding; iron ion binding; procollagen-proline 4-dioxygenase activity. Lineage: Eukaryota; Fungi; Ascomycota; Sordariomycetes; Thyridiales; Thyridiaceae. The transcript is spliced from 2 exons. The record is from RefSeq and is a predicted model, not a curated record. Gene Ontology annotation, cellular component: endoplasmic reticulum. Gene Ontology annotation, biological process: peptidyl-proline hydroxylation to 4-hydroxy-L-proline.